Messenger RNA from Galleria mellonella (greater wax moth), 1387 nucleotides. RefSeq lists its product as uncharacterized. Gene Ontology annotation, molecular function: odorant binding; olfactory receptor activity. Gene Ontology annotation, biological process: detection of chemical stimulus involved in sensory perception of smell; sensory perception of smell. The transcript is spliced from 9 exons. The record is from RefSeq and is a predicted model, not a curated record. Gene Ontology annotation, cellular component: plasma membrane. NCBI's taxonomy places the organism in Eukaryota, Metazoa, Arthropoda, Insecta, Lepidoptera, Pyralidae.
AAAACAUCGCUCGGGUGGGUGGUGUUAUUAUUAAAAAUAAAUCAUGGAAAAUUAUGGGAAAUACGGACGACCGAUGGAGAAUCAUGAUAAUGGUCGCAGUACACGUUUCAUAGAGCCAUACCAUAAAACAUUCAAAUUGAUUUCCUUAACAUUGGUACUGAGUGUCAUGUACCCCAACACAGCUACUGAGAAGUGGCGACUUUUGGCUAUACCUAUCGUUCUCACAUCAGCCGCUCCUCUGUUACUGAUGAGCGCUAACGACAUAUACCAUUUCUGGAUGGAAGGUGACAUUUCCAACAUUAUCCGAAUCAGCACAAUUGCUGGACCGUUCACCGGCUGUUUUCUUAAGAUGAUACUCUUAUAUGUAAAAAAAGACAAUGCCACUCAACUAAUGGACGAGAUGAAUCGAGACUAUAACCUGAUCAACAAACUCCCUCCCCGGUACAAAGCUCUCGCCCACGCCGAGAUAACGAACAGCAAGGCCUACGAAUAUGGCUGGGGUACAUGCUGUGCUGUUGCAGUUUUUAUAUUUCCAUUAAGAGCUGGCUGUAUGAACAUUUAUAGCUAUUUGUUUGACGAGGUCCCGAAAAGGUAUAUGAUCAAUGAAUUGACGAACCCAUUCCGUCCGCCCGAAGAAAAAUUCAACUCGCCAUACUUCGAGAUAAUGACUGCCUACACAAUAUAUUGCGGAGUGUUGUAUUUUGUACAAUUUGUUGGUUACGAAGGCCUGAUGGUGUCCACUAUGAACCAUGCUUGCCUGAAGAUGCACAUGUUCUGCGCCGCGUUGGAGGAUGCGUUUAACGCUGAGGAUAGAGAAGAGAGACAUAAACUUGUCAUUGAUGUCAUUAGGGAGCAAGUCAGAACUUUCUGGUAAGGUUAAUUUUUUGUUGAAACAUUAAUAGAGACGUUUCAAGUGUGGCUUAUUGUAAUUAGCGGAUCUCUAAUAGCUCAAAUAUGUACCUGCAUGUAUUACGUUCUAGAGGGAUUCGGCUUUGAUCUUCGAUAUUUGGUCUUUAUGAGUAGUACGAUACUAUACAUGUACCUGCUAUGUCACCACGCUGGCAAGAUAAAGCAUGUGGCAGCAAAUGUCCCUUCGUUAAUCUACUCUAGCGGAUGGGAAGACAUAUAUGAUCAACCAAUUAGAAAGAUGGUGCUCUUCAUGAUAGCGAGAUGGCAGGUCACCAUGGAGAUAAAAGCACUCGAUAUGUUUGUCUUUGACACUGAAUUUUUUGUUUUCAUUAUAAAGACGGCUUACUCCAUGUUUACGCUUUUGAAAUCAAAUUAAAAACACAGCUGACAUUAAAAUAUAAUUAGAUCACUGUCAAAAAUGGAGGGAUUUUAUUGGGUAAUAUACCUAUUAGUUCGUGCAGUCAACUAAAUAAAAAAA